Molecule: messenger RNA, 804 nt
Organism: Annulohypoxylon maeteangense
Lineage: Eukaryota; Fungi; Ascomycota; Sordariomycetes; Xylariales; Hypoxylaceae
Exons: 2
Coding region: 70-294 (74 amino acids)
Source: RefSeq, a predicted model, not a curated record
GACUUAUUAAGUUUAAAACAAUUACAUCCAUCUAUUGUUACAUACCCAAAUACUACUUUACUUCUCACGAUGUCGCCACAAAUUGACAUCCCCAAUCUGACAUCAAUGGCUCCGACGGGACCCACAAGCCCUCAGCACGAUAAAGAUGCAGCGAGAGCCAUGAGCCGGACCAAUAGCUGGACACCAUCUCUUGGUCGUAGACAAAGUUAUCACCAAGAAGACCAGAAACACGCGCUGCAGAUGAGCGGGGUGCAGGAUAUCCAGGAGUGUCCCGGGUUCACCGAGCGCAAGUAAAUUGUCUGCCGAACUUCCACAACCCACUACUUCAUCACAAAGCCCUAGCUUAGGGGUUUUAACUCGGAUUACACACUUGCCAGUGGUUGAAUAUUAAUGAAAUUGGCACAUGGGAUUAUUUCAACAGGCAACGGGGUGGAUUUCAAUGUCUUAGGGACGGCAGGAUUGUAUGAAUACACACACAUGCAUGCAUGCAUAAAUAGUCUGGAAGAGAAAAAAGCAUGAUGUUUGGGUUGGUGGCGUUCUGGGAGUUUCGGUCAAGAAAAGGAGGGCAAAUUGAAUCUUGUGGUCAGCUGAACGAGCUAGCAAACGAAGCGGGCUCUCAGACUACCUACGUAUAUGCAUACCCCCAGGGCUUGGUACGGAGAACUCGGAAAGGAAUGGCGGGAUAAGGGAACAAACAGGAAAACACACCAACCUACGUCCUUGGACGAUUGUAUGAUAAUAGCAAGACACUAAUAACCUUGGAAUAUACGAUUAUACGAUCCGCAGAAGCCGUUUGGUCGAUAU